GGGGGCUGUGGCGCCAUCAUUGACACUGGCACGUCCCUGUUCGCGGUGCCGACCACGAUGUACAAGAAGAUAUACGACCUCCUGAAGAAUUCGGGGCAAGACUGCAGGGAUCUCAGCAAGUUCCCUGACCUGACCCUGACCAUUGCUGGCCAGGAGAUGAGGUUCGGACCCGACUCGUACAUCGGCGAGAUGACGGGACAAGGGAGCGACGAGGUGGAGAAGUACCUCCACAGGGACACCCAGCUGGACAGCGAGGACGAGGAACCCCAGGGCGUGCAGUCGCGCAGCCCGAUGGUGCAGCUGCGGCAGAACCACACGCGUGGUGCGUCCAGGACUCGGUCGCGUGCUUCAUGCCAGCUGCUUCUCAUGGACCUCGGGGACGAGGUCACCCAG
Molecule: messenger RNA, 393 nt
Organism: Prorocentrum cordatum
Lineage: Eukaryota; Dinophyceae; Prorocentrales; Prorocentraceae
Source: the annotation of a GenBank genome assembly